This is a messenger RNA of Caenorhabditis bovis, 372 nucleotides long. The record is from the annotation of a GenBank genome assembly. Lineage: Eukaryota; Metazoa; Nematoda; Chromadorea; Rhabditida; Rhabditidae.
AUGCGCCUUCUUCUCCUUAUUUCAAUUCUAUUCAUUAUUGUCUCAUGCGGAAAAGAGUGCGAAUUCUCGAUGCGCCUGAUUCCCGGCUUCAAUCCAUUCGUUCAACGCGACUCGAAUGGAAAAGAAUGCCGCGCAAAAAUCGAAUUACCGUUUUGUAGAGGAUUUUGCAAAACCAGCGAGAGUGGCACUCACGGAUUUCCGCCACGCGUUCAAAACAGUUCGGCGUGCACUUUGGUGAAAACGUCGAUUCGAACGAUUCGUCUUGAUGAUUGCGACGUCGGCGCUUCAGAAUCCAUCAGAUUUGUCAAGAUCCCGCACGGCGACGCAUGCGAAUGCACUGUUUUGCCGGUUGAUCAAACCAAUUUCCCAUAA